This is a messenger RNA of Trichoderma atroviride IMI 206040, 1524 nucleotides long. RefSeq lists its product as uncharacterized. The record is from RefSeq and is a predicted model, not a curated record. Lineage: Eukaryota; Fungi; Ascomycota; Sordariomycetes; Hypocreales; Hypocreaceae.
AUGCCGGCCUUGGCUGAAGGCGACAUUCCUACGACAACCAAGUGGGAAAUCUGGACGUGGUACGCUUAUUACAUCGGCGCCAAUGGCCUGUCUCUUUUCAACUUUGGCCCUACGGCCUUUCAAAACCUGCUCUCUCAGGCUGCCCCCGAGUCUGGCCUCCUCGAAUUUGCUGGCCGAUUACGCGACGUGAACAGUAUCGUCUUGCUCGCCAAUGGCAUUUCCUUUGCUCUGCAAGCCGCUCUGUUCCUGAUUAUUGGUGCCUACGCCGACUUUGGCACUGGACGUCGAUGGAUCUUGAUUGUCUGGUCUCUCAUUGCCUACGGCAUUGGAUUUGGCUGGCUUGGCGUCCACAAGCCCGAGCAGUGGAAGAUUGCUACUGGUCUAUACAUUGUCGGUUUGAUUGCUUACCAGCUAACCUUGACAUACUGGACCGCCGCUUUCCCAUCUCUAGCCCGCAACACCACGAAACUCAAAGACUCGCGAUUGCAAUAUGAAUCUGGAGACAUUACGCUGGGAGAGCUGGACCGCCGCGAUGAGAUGGAGCGAAGCCGUCUGAGCAACGUUUCCUUCUACAUCCAAUCGGUUGGCGAGGUUGUGAUCUUAGCUAUUAUUGUGGGCAUCAUGUUUGGCCUCAAGGUGGACGACAGCGCCGAAAACAACAACUGGGGCUUGUCUGUGCUCAUCGCUUUCGCUACUGCAGUCUGGGCGGUCCUCUCGCUGCCGUGGUUCUUCGUUGAGAAGAAGCGUCCGGGCAUGCAGAUUCCGCCUGGCUACAACAUUGUCACAGUCGGGUUUUGGCAGCUCUAUGAAGCAAUGGCGCAGAUCCGCCAGUUGAAGCAGAGUCUCAUCUUCCUUGCUGGAUACUUCCUCAUUGGCGACUCGCUCAACACAACCGUUACCGUCAUCUCCACCCUGCAGAACCAAGUUGUCGCAUACGACACGCUGAAGCUGACGUACCUUCUCAUCGUGGGCAUUGUCGCCCAGGGCGUUGGCAUCGGAGGCUUUUGGCUCAUCCAGAAGAAAUUCAACCUGAGCGCAAAAACAAUGUUCAACGCCGUCAUGGUGUCCAUCAUCCUGCUCGACGGCUGGGGCAUGGUCGGCAACUGGACCGACAAAUUCGGCUUCCACAACGAAUGGGAAGUCUGGGUGUACCAGGCCUUUUACGGCCUCUUUGUGUGCCCGUGGUACAGCUACUCGCAAAUCAUGAUUAGCUCCGUUACCCCGCGCGGCCACGAGUUCCUCUUCUUCUCCAUCUUCAACAUCAUUGGCAAAUCAUCCAGCUUCAUCGGCCCGCUCAUCAGCAGCGCCAUCAUCGACGCCACGCCCAACGGCAGCAACAACAGCGCCCCCUUUUACUUCUUGUUUGCCCUGACCAUUGUCAGCACGGGGGGCAUCUGGACGUUCCUCGACUUGGAUAAGAGUGCUCGGGAGCAGGAGGCGUUCUUGGCGCAGGAAAAGGCGAGGAUUAUGGGUAACGACGUGAUGACCAGCAAAUCGACCGAUCAGGACCGGGAUGGCGCAUGA